This is a messenger RNA of Talaromyces stipitatus ATCC 10500, 897 nucleotides long. RefSeq lists its product as uncharacterized. The record is from RefSeq and is a predicted model, not a curated record. NCBI's taxonomy places the organism in Eukaryota, Fungi, Ascomycota, Eurotiomycetes, Eurotiales, Trichocomaceae. Gene Ontology annotation, molecular function: nucleic acid binding. Gene Ontology annotation, cellular component: mitochondrion. The transcript is spliced from 2 exons. Bases 1 to 897 code for a protein of 298 amino acids.
AUGGAGCUUACCAACAGGAACAUUAUUUCUCCAUUCACCCGCCACCUUCUGAAAAUACCCAAAGCUCCGCCAGCUCCAUCGCAAAAUCACCAUGAUCUACCUUCCUUCUUAACAUAUGCAAAGCAGACGGCUUUACCGGAAACCACCACUACGUAUGUCGGCACAAAAUACGAAUAUACCGUGCAAUCGACUCUGCGUCGUUUCGCGUUCGAUUUAGAACGAAUCGGUGGUCGCGACGAUGCCGGUAUAGACCUUGUCGGGACAUGGCAUAUUCCAGGUAGAGAAUUCACACCAUUCAGAGUUAUCGUUCAGUGUAAAGCGUUGAAAAAGAAACUUGGACCAAAUCUUGUCAGAGAGCUGGAAGGCGCUUUUCGGCAUUCACCUGUUGGCUGGCGCACUAGUGAAAAGGUCGCUGUCCUGGUUAGUCCGAGGGAGGCAACAAAGGGAGUCAGGGAUACUUUGACACGAAGUUCUUACCCCCUCUUCUGGAUGAUGAUGGAAAGUGAUGGGGCGUUGAAGCAGGUUCUUUGGAAUUCCAAGGUAGAGGAACUGGGAUUAGCUCCGCUAGGGGUAGAGACGAGGUACUCUCCGCUUGCUGAUGCCACUUCUGAUGAUCGACCACGUCCAGAUGUUGUAUUGGCGUGGGAUGGAAGUGAUAUUCCUGAUAUGGGCGCUGUUGAAGACACGAUAUCUCUGAAGGAAGCCGAAUGGCUGUCUGCUUGGGGAUGUGAGGAUUUGCCAGAGGCACAGAAAUAUGAACUGCUAACUCUACUGGAGAACUCGUAUCCCGAACUGACUCGAGAAAUUAUCAAUGGCGGUGUUACUGAGGAUUUCGGUCCAAAAAAACAACAGGUUUUACUGCUGCUCAAAGAAAAAUUCAAAGAAAGAUUCAAUUGA